AUGACGAACGAAGUGAUUCAGAACAAUGAGGUUGAAAUCAAAUUGGCACCACUGAAUGAUUCGAGAGAUGCUGAAGAGGUUGCUGAAACUCAACUCAAGUAAGUUGCCCAUAACAACCGAUCGAUAAAUCUUCAUAUCAUAACUUUGAUUUUAGGGUUUACAAGCGUCGUUGGAUAGUUUUGUUGACUGUUGCUUUAUUGAACAAUACAAAUACAAUUACAUGGAUCUCAUAUGCACCGGUUGGAAAUUUCGUCAACAAUUUUUACGGUUUGGGUAGCGCUGCUUCUUGGUUUUCAAUGGUUUAUAUGUUUUGUACAAUUCCGGUUGGUAUUUUUGCAAUGUGGGCUGGACGUGAAUGGGGUCUUCGAACUGCUGUAUUGAUUGCUGGUUGGACAAAUGGUAUUGGUGCGGUUAUUCGUCUCAUCUCUUCGAUGGAUUUCAUUCCGGUUGAUUAUCGCUUCCCAAUUGGAAUGACUGGUCAAGCGAUUGCUGCAAUUGCCUAUCCAUUCAUUAUGUUUUUGCCAACAAAAGUUGCCGGUUCGUGGUUCCCGGAUACUCAAAGAGCGAUUGCUACAACUAUUGGUGUGAUGUCAAAUCCAUUGGGUGUGUUGAUGGCGAAUUUGAUCAGUCCAAGCAUUGUCAAAUCACCAGAGCAGAUUUUGUUCUUGAACAUUUUCACCUGCAUUCCAUCGAUUAUUGCUAUGCUUCUAGCCACCGUGAGUUUAUAGAUUUUUGACUUAAAAAUCAGUAUUCGAACAUUGAUUUCUGAUGCCCUAUUUUAAAAUUAAAAAAAAAGGUCGGCAUUAAAAAUGAAUGAAAAACAAAAGCAGACCAGAUAAAAUUAACCCCCAAUAUAUUUCUUGCAGUUCGGAGUCAACAGAAGUGAGCCAAAGAUCCCACCAACCUUCUCAGCCAGCAAACCACAAAUGGAUUUUGUUUCUGGAAUGAAGAGCUGUUUCUCCUCAAAACAAUAUCUCAUUCUUUUGUUCGUUAUGGGUGGCGGUAUUGGAAUGUUCAAUUGUCUCUACACUGUCAUGUUCGAACUUUUGUGCCCAUCUGGUUAUACAAACACAUUCUCAGGACUUUGUGCCGCUUUGAUGAUUGUUGGAGGCGUUUUCGGAGCAGCUGCUAGUGGUAAGUACAUGUGAUAUUUCAAAUAUCUAGUUUUUUUCCUUUAUCAAAUAUUUUGCAAACAUCUCGAAAUUGGGCAGAAUUACAUAGAAUCAUCGAGCAUUUUUUUCAGGAGUAUUUGUUGAUCGCACCAAAUUAUACGAGGAAACGUUGAAAAUUGCAUUGGGAUUGGCUGUUGUCUUUGGUCUCACAUUCCUCCAACUCACCUUAUAUCCAGGCCUCAACAUUUUCAUCCUCGCCACCUGUCUUUUAUUCGGAGUUCUUGGUUUGGCAACAUAUCCAAUUGGAUUGGAGCUUGCUUCAGAAUGCACAUUCCCAGUUUCCGAAGCCACAUCAAGCGGUUUGAUUGUUUUGUCAGGACAAGUGCAAAGCUUGAUCUAUGUUUUCAUUAUGAAAAGAUAUACUAGAGAAUUGGAACCAGGGCGAAAAGAUGUUCAAACUUGCGGAGUACAAGGAGAUACUACUAAUAUUCCAUACGAUAACACGCUCUCAAUCUUGGUAUGUUUUUCUCUUGUUUUUUGAACAUCCUUCAAGAAAAACAUGUUAUCUUUUUCUAGAUCUUCUCAAUUUUGGCCGCACUUCUUGUCGUUAUUUUGGUUGCACUUUUCAAGCCAAUCUACAAACGUCUCGAAGCCGAACGUGGAAAUCGUGCCGCCACUGACAAGGCCAAAGAAAUGUCACUUUUGCAGUCGAAUGACAGAGUCAUCUUGCAAGCAGAUAGUGCAGUUGAACCACUUCAAGACCAAUUAUUUGUUGUUGCAGAUUAA
Caenorhabditis angaria is the source of this 1898-nucleotide messenger RNA. Lineage: Eukaryota; Metazoa; Nematoda; Chromadorea; Rhabditida; Rhabditidae. The record is from the annotation of a GenBank genome assembly.